UUCCCCUAGUUGAUUGAAACAAAAGCAAGCAAGCCAGUGAGGGAGCAGAACACUGUAAAACCCUAAACCCUUAACAAUGGCGAUCACGGCACUCUCCGAGCCUCCCCAAAUCCACAGAUUCCGACAAUCCAAGUACAUAGACUCUGUCCGCUGGCUGCCUCCUCUCUCAGCCUUAGACCGCUUGGCCGUCAUCGCAGUUUUCGAUUCAGAUUCCGACUCUGCCGCCAUAGAAACCCACUCUUUUGCUCCAGACCCAGAAAAUCUAACCCAACAAUCUCAAUGGUUCUCGCCCUCACGAAUUUCCUCCCUCAAAACCUCUCAAUCCCACCACAAACCCUUAGUGGCCUCCGCAACAUUGGCGGGCUCCAUUCACAUCUUGUUUGGGGAUUCCAUGGACCCGGCAUCUCUCGAAUCGGAGCUUUCGAUGCCCGAAAAGGCAUUGCAUGAGGGACCCAUUUCUUGUGUGGAUAUAAUGGAUGGUGGGGUGGAGUGUGUGAGUGUAGGGGAAGAUGGGAGGGUGAAUUUGGUCUCUGUCGGGGAGUCUGAGUUGAGCUACCAACGGAUUUUCGAUAGCAGCGGUUUGGUGUCGUUUACCACGGCGAAAUGGGCCUCCCCGAGUGAGUUUGCCACUGGAGGAUAUGGAUUUAGUCUCCAGUGGUGGGAUCAGAGAAAGCCUGGUGCGGCGGUGUCUCAGUUUAAGGGUAGCUGGUCUCAAAGAACAACUCCUGGGAUCGUACAUUCCAUUGAUAUUCAUCCUUCACGAAAGCACACUUGUCUGGCAGGAGGUUCCUUAGGUACUGUAUUUGCCUGGGAUCUUAGGUGGCCACAACAACCAAUUCUUCUUUCUGGUGUUGGGGCAGGUGAAACAACCCAUUCACCAUGCGAAAGUGAGGUUUGGGAGGUUCACUUUGACCACUAUGCAAAGUCUUCAAAUGUGGGAAAUGUCUCUUCACGUAUCUUACCUACUAUGAUCUGUUCAGAAGACGGUAUCCUUGCUGUUGUUGAACAGGGUGAAGAACCCGUUGAGCUCUUAGCUGAACCUUGCGCAAUCAACAGCUUUGACAUAGACCGGCAAUAUCCUUCCGAUGUGAUAUGUAGUUUGGAGUGGGAAUCCAUAGCCAUCUUGACAAGGUCAUGAUAAUUCAAAGCCAUCUUGUUCAGAGCUCAAUUUCGAAUCGAAACUCACCUAUUUACUGAAGCUGUUAAUUGAGAAAUAGAACGGGGCCAAACCACUUGGUGCUGAAGUUGUAAUUCAUGCCCGAAAAUGAUGUACGGACCUAUUUCCUGAUAAGUUUUGAUGCUUUAACAUGCAUGAACCAGACUCUAGGACUAAGGGCUACAAAAUUAUUCCAAGCAGCAUCUGUUGUAAAAACCGAUCAUUGAACCGUGUACACAAAUGAUAAAAGAGGGGCUGCCAACAAUUAAAUCAUCCUUUCACAUU
Messenger RNA from Prunus mume (Japanese apricot), 1441 nucleotides. Its product is annotated as Transducin/WD40 repeat-like superfamily protein. Gene Ontology annotation, cellular component: nuclear pore outer ring. The record is from RefSeq and is a predicted model, not a curated record. NCBI's taxonomy places the organism in Eukaryota, Viridiplantae, Streptophyta, Magnoliopsida, Rosales, Rosaceae. Gene Ontology annotation, molecular function: protein binding.